AUGGAUAGUUUUAGUAAUUACAAAAUUACAAGCUAUGAUUUAUAUAGAGGAUCAAAUGCAUUAGAAAGGUUUGUAAAUAAAUUUGAAGAGGAGCUAGCAAAAAUUCAAAUAGAUUUGUCAUCACCUGCGGAAAUAAUUAUGGAACCAGGAGACCAUAUAACAUUUAAUAAAGCAAUAGAAUGCUAUAUUUGUAAGAAGUCCUUUAUUGAGCCAGCACCAGAAAUUUUACAACAAUUCGAAGAAGCAAAACAACAAUUGUUAGAAUGUAAAGAAUGGGAGGCACAUAUGAAAAAAGAUCAUUCCAAAAAGAAAGACGUAUAA
Messenger RNA from Acaulospora morrowiae, 321 nucleotides. Lineage: Eukaryota; Fungi; Glomeromycota; Glomeromycetes; Diversisporales; Acaulosporaceae. The record is from the annotation of a GenBank genome assembly.